ACCCGCCCGAGCGUAGUUCUAGGCUUUUGCAGGGUGGCUUACUUUGUUUGUACAACUGCACGACAAAGAAGGUCUGCCUAGUUGGACGACAUCGGCUGCACUAAAUAUCUGGCUGGCGCUUGAGCAGGCCCGGAAAACGCUAUCCACUACAGUGUGUGCUGUUUGCCGUCAGUCCCCUGUCAUCGCAGCAGUCCUCAAAACGCGGUUAUCUCUGCUGCCUUUGUUGGGCGGCAGCAGGUUCUGAUAACGCACGUCUUAUUGCUGUAUCGCAAACACCGCCCCGACAGCUUGUCCAAUUGGUAUGUCGACAAGCUUAUUCGGCUCAGUCCGCCACACACGAUUCGCCGGUGAAGUAUGUUUCGGGCGUUUAGUAAAAGAUGGCUCCUUGGAGUGCUGUUUACGAUCGUGGCCAUUUUAGGGCUGGUUACUCUGUUCGGUUCCAGCUGGGAGAUAGCCGACUUUCAGGAUAUCAUUCGUGCGCGCCACUUCAAAAGCUUUGGUUUCGUAGCUAAUGAAACAGACUCGCCGGCACCGACUACUAGAUCGACCGAAGCGGAAACCACAAUUGAUUUUGUGUACGUUUCACAAACACUGGAUCCAAGACUGCCGACACCUCCCGGUGAUAUGGGGGCUGCUGUCACGCUUGGUGUUACGAACGAGGCAGUUGCUGAUAUUGUGAAGUAUGGAUAUGACACCCAAGGUUUGAAUCAGUAUCUGUCCGAUUUAGUGUCCGUGCGAAGGCGGCUUCCUGAUACUCGAGAUGAAUGGUGCCGGCAACCGGAUCGAUUUCUCAAAAAUCUACCAGAAACUUCUAUCGUGAUUGUGUUCUACAACGAAGCCUGGUCGGUGUUGGUACGAACGGUUCACUCGAUCCUCGAUCGGUCACCACCUAAGCUUGUGAAAGAGAUUAUCCUGGUAGAUGAUUUUUCCUAUCUGCCGCACACGAAAACUCAGUUGGACGACUACUUCCGGUCGUAUUCGAAAGUACGUAUUCUACGGGCUCCCACGAGACAAGGAUUGAUACGAGCGCGACUGUUGGGGGCGAAGAACACGACUGCCGAGGUCAUCACGUUUCUCGAUGCUCACGUUGAGUGCACAGUUGGUUGGCUGGAAGCCCUACUGGACCCGGUAGCCCGGAAUUGGCAAACGAUCGCCAUCCCCACGAUCGAUUGGAUCGACGAGAACGAUAUGCAUCUGCGCACCGAAAAUGCCCCCUCCUAUUACGGAGCGUACGAUUGGGAUCUGAACUUUGGCUGGUGGGGCCGGUGGAGUCGGUUACAUAAACCCGAGAACAAGAUGGAACCGUUUGACACACCGGCGAUGGCCGGUGGGUUGUUUUCGAUCAAUCGGACGUUCUUCGAACUGCUCGGUUGGUAUGAUGAAGGCUUCGACAUCUACGGGAUCGAGAACAUCGAACUGUCAAUGAAGAGCUGGAUCUGUGGGGGAAAGAUGGUGACGGUUCCCUGUUCGAGGGUGGCACACAUCCAGAAAAUAGGACAUCCGUACCUGUCCGAAACGAAGAAGGAUGUCGUACGAGCGAAUUCGUUGCGGUUAGCGGAAGUGUGGAUGGAUGAGUACAAGCAGGUCAUUUUUGACAUUUACGGGCUUCCCAAGUACCCCGAAGAGGAUUUGGGUGAUGUUUCCAGUAGAAAGGAAAUCAGGCGGAAAGCAAACUGUAAAACAUUCCGGUAUUAUAUUGAGAAUGCGUUCCCCGAGAUGAGGAAUCCACUCAUAGUAGGCGCUUUCCAUGGGGAGGUAAAAAAUAAAGCACUGGGGAACGACACGUGUUUACAGUAUAAAGCGGAAAUGAACACGCUAUCUAUGGCACCCUGCAACCACAAACAAACGGAUCAAUACUGGACGCAUAAUUACUAUCAGGAAUUGAACAGCUACAAACACUGCGUCGAUUACACCGGAGAUGUACUGGCUGUUUACGGUUGCCAUCGUGCCCGGCAGAAUCAGGCGUGGCAGUACGUAAUCGAAACUGGACAGUUAAAAAGUGUCAAACACGGCAAGUGUUUUGCUCUAAAUACGAAAACCAACCGAACGCUGCUGAUGGAAGCCUGCGACGAGAAGAAGGAUUCGCAGAAGUGGCUCGUUACACUCAUUGAGAUGGACGUGUCCAUUUUUGCGAAAACCUAGCGAUUAGAUAGAUUGUUUGUAGAUAGAAAGUAUUGUUAUUUAUAUGAUGAGAUUUAUCUAAUGCUGAAUAUAAUAUUUUUUAUUUA
This is a messenger RNA of Topomyia yanbarensis, 2228 nucleotides long. Its product is annotated as putative polypeptide N-acetylgalactosaminyltransferase 9. The coding region runs from base 355 to 2142 and encodes 595 amino acids. Lineage: Eukaryota; Metazoa; Arthropoda; Insecta; Diptera; Culicidae. The record is from RefSeq and is a predicted model, not a curated record. Gene Ontology annotation, cellular component: Golgi apparatus. The transcript is spliced from 5 exons.